This is a messenger RNA of Aspergillus sclerotioniger CBS 115572, 1588 nucleotides long. RefSeq lists its product as uncharacterized. The coding region runs from base 133 to 1581 and encodes 482 amino acids. NCBI's taxonomy places the organism in Eukaryota, Fungi, Ascomycota, Eurotiomycetes, Eurotiales, Aspergillaceae. The transcript has 2 exons. The record is from RefSeq and is a predicted model, not a curated record.
CACUGACUGAUGCUUCCUUCAUCCGCAGAAAAGACGACAUCGGGUCCGAUCCUCCCCAUCUCGCUCGCUUAUAAUUGACAUUCGUUCGAUACACUCUUUUAUCUCGUUACAACCAGUCCGCUAACUGCUGUCAUGGCCCGGCUCUCCGUCCGCCAGAAUGGGUCCUGCCCAGCUAACACGCUGUGGUAUGUCUGUUUGACGGGCGGUUAUACUGGCUGUUGUUCGGUCGAUCCGUGUACAACGGGGGUGUGUCCGGAUGGCAGCAGCAGUAGCAGCUCGACCGUCGCUGUCACAGUCACCACGAAGACUGAUCCGUCCUUGACGACCUUGGUCCAAGAGCCCAUCACCACCAGCAUCACCACAUCUUCCACAUCCUCUACUCCCAUAUCAUCCGAGACCACGAUGACUACAUCAGAUGUGCUGAAGACGACAACCUCGAGCAUACCCACGACUAGCACAACUCCAACUCCAACGACACUAUCUACAAUAUCUUUUACGCAGUCUACCUUGACCACACAAUCAACCUCCACCACUCCGAUGUCCACAAACACAUCCACAUCCACCCCCCAACCCACAUCGGUCAUCACUGGCGCCCUAAUAGGAGGCAUCAUCGGCGGCGCAUUAGCCCUACUCCUCCUCAUUACACUAAUUCUCUGCUCCAUCCACCGCUCACGAAAGCGACGAGAGAAGCAAAACUUUGCCCUGUUACGCUGGCGUAGUGGCUUUGACAGUAAACCCGAAUCACCAGUCACCCAUACCGGGAACUCCUCACCCUCACCCUCGCCCCCAUCAGAACCCACCCCUAAAACACCACCACGGACAACAACCUCAACAAGGUCCCCUCCUCUCCAUCCUCCUCUAUCCAUACAAACUCACACCCGCCAACCCCUCCCAUCCAACCACUACACCUACACUUACAACCACAACCACAACCACAACCGCAUGCCAAACACCACAACCUCUUCCACCAUCACCAUAACCCCCAUCCGAACUCCCCACCCAACAUCCACAUCCACAUCAACACCCAAAUCCCUAUUCCCAUCCCUACCACACACCCCAAACACCCCCAACAACAAACCCCGCAAACCCCACAAAAGCAACCCCAAAUCCAAACCCCUAAACCCUACCGCCGCCGAACUCAGCGACACAGGCUUCUACCGCCAACGCGCCGAACUCCCCGCCGAAUCAUCCCGAGAACUAAUCAACAUUCCCGUUAACCGACGAUUGCAUUACGGGAUCGGGGAUAGGGAAGGUCAUUAUCAAUCUCGAACGGGGGCCUCGGAUCCAAUUAUUACGAGAGAUGGAGCGGUGUUGGCGGCUACGAUUGAGAGGGUAGAUGAGGAUCCGUUUUUGGGUGGUGAAGUUAGUGAUGGUGAGAGGAUGAGAGUGAAGAUGAAAGUCAAAGUCAAGAAAGAGAAAGAGAAGAACAAUGACAAUGGCGAGACUAAGAACAAGAACACGCAGAGUGAGAGAUAUUUUACGAUCCCACCGACAUACCACCGAGAUUCAGGGCGGGGAGAGUUCCGCGGUGGGGUGGUUAAUGACAACAACAACAACAACAACAACAAAGACAAGAAAUAGAUAGGUG